AUGGGUUUCCUGAACCUGUUCCGCCGUGUGAGUCGUCGCAGCCUUGGCCCGUGUCUCGUGACUCCGCCGUCCCCCCACCUGUCGCACCUCGCACCCAGCUCCGGGCUGUUCAACUGUCAUCUACGCCCCACCCUACACCUCUCCCACGCGCCCACUGACAGCUCACUUCUCUUCUCCCAAUUAAGAAACCCGAACCAGAUUACGAGACCGUACUGAGUGCCCUGGAAGCACGCAUCAAGACGCGCGAAGACCACCUCUUGUCGAUCCGACUGCGUGAAAGGCGGGCCAACGCGCUCUUCAUCACCUACGGCAUCGGUGCGUGGCUCAUCUACUCGGUCGUGUGGUAUACUAUCCUGAGGUAUCGCGCGGACGGGAUCGACAAGCUUUUGAGGGUACUGCCGGUGGUUGCGGCGCCUGUCGGGUGAGCGAUCGACCAAGAGGUUCGGCUGCGAAUGUCCGAGUGUUGAGCGCUGAUGACGUGGCGUGGCGUGUGCUUGGGUUGCAGGAUCGUCUUCACCAAGAAGUUCAUGAGAUGGUUCUUUGGGCGACAACAAGAGAAAGAGAGUGAGUCAAGCGUGCCUCACUCCAAAAGUUGUCAUGUUCAUCCACUCAACUGACUUCGGCGGUUCACGCGAAUCUCAGUCCAAGCGCUCAAGGUGCUCAAGAAGGAGCAACAGGACAAGGUCGAGGAGCUCAAGCGCAAAACGGGAUAUUAUUCGACCCGAUCGCUGUUGGAAAAGUACGAUGAAGGGACCAAGAAGACCGUCGGGGUGAGUUGCUGGUUCAUUCUCUCUGUCUCAACUCGGUCGGGCUCAUCACCCUUCUCGGACGACUUGACCUCGCAGCCCAACAGGACACCUGCCGGAUCACAACCUUCGACUCCUGCCCGAGGUAAUUUCCCACCUUUGGGACCGGUUCAUACGCCUGGGUCGAACACAGCGACCCCGAACCGCUCCAUGAACCCGCCGAUGCCACCGACUAUGCCCGGACCUGCCGGCUCAGCUCCCCAACUACCCCUUCUCCCACCUGCCCUCUCCUCCCCUGCACCCCGCACGCUACUCGAUAAGCUCGCCGACGCCCUGAUUGGUGCGAACCAAGAAGAUGUCUCCCCACACAGCAAGUACGCGCUCAUCUGCGCGAAUUGCUAUUCGCACAACGGUUUGGUCGUCAAAGAGGAAUGGGACACGAUCCAGUACCGGUGUCCGAGGUGUGGGUUCUUCAACCCUAGGCGCAAGAAGGAGGGCGGAGAAGGGGAUGAUGCGGAAGGGAAGGGAUCGUUGGGACAUCGUAGGAGGGUCAAGAGUGUUCACGUCACACAUACGAGGAGACACGAUUCCGAUUCGGAUGUGAGGAGGUCCUCGGCAACAGCGACGAGUGGGAGCACGGUGGCGGAAGAACCUUCGGCCAGCGUUGAGACGGGAACGAGUGAAGUCAAGAGUGGAGAUGAUGCGGUGAUGGGGAUUGGACCCGAGUCAGAAGGUGGGGAGACGAUGAUGCGGGAGAAGAGUGGAGGGUCGCUCACGACGGCGAGGAGGAGAGGGGCGGGGGCGAGGUCCAAACGAAUGCAGGAGGAUGAGUAUGCGAUGGAUACGGAUCCAUGA
Molecule: messenger RNA, 1601 nt
Organism: Microbotryum saponariae
Lineage: Eukaryota; Fungi; Basidiomycota; Microbotryomycetes; Microbotryales; Microbotryaceae
Source: the annotation of a GenBank genome assembly